Messenger RNA from Acomys russatus (golden spiny mouse), 828 nucleotides. RefSeq names its product GTPase IMAP family member 9-like. The record is from RefSeq and is a predicted model, not a curated record. Bases 73 to 828 code for a protein of 251 amino acids. Lineage: Eukaryota; Metazoa; Chordata; Mammalia; Rodentia; Muridae. The transcript has a single exon. Gene Ontology annotation, molecular function: GTP binding.
UAGGCAAUUUUCCUCUCUUUCUCUUCUUUAAGAUCUGAGCAUUCCAGUUCUUCAGAGUCAGCUUGCCCCAACAUGGCUAGCUGUGCAGACACUGAUCUGAGGAUCAUUCUGAUAGGAAAAACCGGAAAUGGAAAGAGUGUUUCAGCAAACACCAUCCUAGGGAGAUCUGAAUUUGAGUCUAAGAUUUCUGCCCAUGCUGUUACCAAGACCUGCCAGAGAGCAACCAGGACAUGGAAGGGGAAAGAGCUGGUUGUAGUUGACACUCCUGGGUUCUUUGACACCAAGGAGACCCUGAGGACCACAUGUACAGAAGUCAGCCGCUGUGUCCUCUACUCCUUGCCUGGGCCUCAUGCCAUCAUCCUGGUCCUACAGCUGGGUCGCCACACUGAGGAGGAGGAGAAAACUGUUGCUCUGAUCAAGGGUAUUUUUGGGGAGGCAGCCAUGAGGUAUAUGAUAGUCUUGUUCACUCGCAAAGAUGACCUUGAGGACCGGAGCCUUGACAGCUUUGUUGAAGAAAAUAAAAAGCUAAAAGACUUCGUCGUGCAGUGUGGGAAUCGCUACGUUGCCUUCAAUAACAAAGCAGGUGAGGCCGAGCAAGAAACGCAAGUGCAGGAGCUGAUAGAGCUGAUAGAGAACAUGGUGGACAGAAACGGAGGGUCUUACUUUCAGGAGAAGAUCUACGAGGACACAGAUAACAGCCUCAACGACUAUCUAAACAAUCUGGAGGAAACUUAUGCUCAAGAAUUAAGUCUUGAAUUCCAAAGAAUAGAAAAGGAAUAUGCUAAUAAAUCAGAAAAAGAAAAGGAGGCAGAAUUGAUUCUGCAAUGA